AUGAUAAAUCAAGAUUCUCCUUCUCAAGAUUCUAAUUCGAGUUCUCUUAAUCAUUCAGAUCAUCUCUUCCUUCAUCCUGCAGAUCAUCCUGGACUAUUGUUAGUUUCAAAACCCUUUAAUGGUUCGAAUUUUGGUUCCUGGAAGAAAUCAAUGUCUAUAGCCUUGUCGGCAAAGAUUAAACUGAUCUUUAUCAAUUCGAAUACUCAGCCUAAUAUAACUGACUUCAAAUAUGGUCAAUGGAAAAGAUGCAAUGAUAUGGUUACAUCAUGGAUAUUGAAUGUCUUAUCUCAAGAAAUAGCUGAAAGUGUUCUUUACUCAGAUUCAGCCUAUAAUAUCUGGAAAGAACUUGAAGAUCGUUAUGGUCAAGCAAGUGGUGCCAAACUCUUUCAAUUGGAAAAAGAAAUUCGAUUAUCAGGCCAAGGUACGAAUGAUAUUGCUGGUUAUUUUACAAAAUUGAAGAAAAAUUGGGAUGAAUUGAACAUCUUGUCUUCUUUGCCUAUCUGUUCUUGCGGUUCUGCACAAGCUAUGCAAAAGUUCAACGAAGAUCAACGCCUUAUUCAAUUUCUUAUGGGACUCAAUAGUGAUUACAAUCACAUUAGGGGAAAUAUUCUAAUGAUGAAACCUUUGCCCUCUGUAAGUCAGGCAUAUGCCCUAUUGUCUCAAGAAGAAAAGCAAAGAGAAGUUCAAGCAGCAUCAGAAUUCAUUAAUGAAUCAGCUUCAAUGUAUGCAUCAAAUCACAAUCAAAAUCAACAGCAAAGAAUUCAAUAUGACCAAAAUUACAAACAAAAAUUAGAUGGCAAAAGAACUGUAUGUAACCACUGUAAGAAACCAGGGCACAUUGCAAGCAAAUGCUACAGACUUGUGGGUUUUCCUAAAGAUUUUAAGUUCACUAAAAAUAAAAGAUUUGCUGGAAAUUCUAUGAGCAAUCAAGAUGAUGAUCCUUCUCAACCUGGAGAACAUUACCUUCACAACAAUAAUCAAGAUCGGAAUUCUUGUAAACUUAAAAGUCAAAAUGAUCUUCAAACCCGGAAUUAUGAUAAUAAUCAUCAAAACAUAUCUCAAGCUCAAUUCAAUCAACUCAUGGCCAUGAUGAAUAACCUACAAACUAGCAAUAAGCUCACUGACCAUUUUGAAGGAUCUUCUUGUCAAGCUUUUACAGCUUCCAAUUGUUCAGGUAUAAAGGCUUGUUUUCCUCAUGUUUCUUCUGGUGAUUGUGUUGGUUGUUGUUGUUGGUCAGCUACUGAUUGUACUUGGAUCAUUGAUACUGGUGCAAGUGAUCAUAUGUGUCAUAAUGAAAAGCUUUUUAUCCAAACACAAAUCCUUCCUAAAGCACAUCAUGUUACUUUGCCAAAUGGUCAUGUUGUUAAUGUGCAUAAGGUUGGUUCUGUGCACAUUCAUCCCAACAUCACCUUGCAUAAUGUGCUUUAUAUUCCUCAAUUUAAGUAUAAUCUGCUUUCAAUAGGCAAACUUUGCAAAGAACCCUUUUCUUACGCUUUCUUCACUAAUUCUAAGUGUUAUUUUCAGGGCCCUUCAAUGAAGAGGCCUCUACAUCUUGGUGAUAUUCACUCAGGGCUAUAUUUGCUCCAACAUUCUCCUGCUUCUCAAGCUCAAACACAUUACGAAUCGUCCACAUCUGACGCAAAUAUAUGCCACAAAGAUCAUGCUCAGUCAAACUCAAUCUUCUAA
Amaranthus tricolor (Joseph's coat) is the source of this 1686-nucleotide messenger RNA. RefSeq lists its product as uncharacterized. The transcript has a single exon. Gene Ontology annotation, molecular function: nucleic acid binding; zinc ion binding. The record is from RefSeq and is a predicted model, not a curated record. Bases 1 to 1686 code for a protein of 561 amino acids. Lineage: Eukaryota; Viridiplantae; Streptophyta; Magnoliopsida; Caryophyllales; Amaranthaceae.